AAUCAUUAUCACAUAAGGACAGUUGUGAUCAGCUCAUAAUUAAGUAGAAUUACGAUUAAAAAAUAAAUUAAUGAAUUUGUACAAAAAAUUUAAAUAAUUGUUAAAAUAAGAAAGGAUCCUUCAACUGAUUUAUUAAAAUUAUGAGAUUAAAUCAAAUUUAAUAAAAAUGAGUUUAUUAAAAAUAUCUGCAACUGAUUGUAAAGAGAAAGAAGCUAACGAAACUCUUGAUGAUUUCAAUGAAUUUGUAUAUGAGAACGGGAAAACUAAAUGGGGCGAUCGGUUAUGUGGAGUCGUUUUAUUAAUAAUUUGCAGUUUAAAUUUAAUAAUUGGUAUAUUUUUAAGUAGUAACAAUUUAAUUGAUAUGUUAAUUGAAGAAAGAACUAAAAUGAGACCGGGUUGGCUACCAAUGGAAGAUUGGAAAAAUCCAAAACAUAUUCCAAGAAUAUAUGUUCAUGUAUAUACAAUUGAAAAUCCGUAUAAUUUUAAAGAAGGUAUUGAUAAAAAAUUAAAACUAAAGCAAUUGGGUCCAAUUGUUUAUGGAUAUAAGGCUCAACAAAAAGAUGUUGUUUUUGAAGAUGAUGGAACAUUAUCAUAUACAACAGUAAGAGAAUUUGAAUUUCUUAAAGAAGAAAGUGAACCUGGUAUCAUGAAUAAAACAAUAACUAUUGUUAAUCCUGCAAUGAUAAUACUUGCAGCAAAAAGUGGACGACAUAUUCUUCAACAUUUUGAAAAUAUAUAUUUAAAUAAUACGGUUUAUCAUAUAUUAUGGAAUGGUUCAACAAAAUUUACAAAUUUAAUUAAGUCAGGAUUCUCAUAUUUAUUACCAACUGAUAAUUUUGGUCUAUUAUACAAUACAUUUAGACUAUUCAAAGAAAGAUACAAUGUUCGUAUUGGUCCAAAAAAUAAAAUAGAAGAUUUUUGGAAAAUUAAUACACUUAAUGGCAAAACAAAAUUAUUACAUUAUAAUAAUUUUAGGGGUUUUGAUGAUUGUCCAUUUUCGGUUGUGAAUACAACUGAUGGGACAGGUUUUCCGCCAUAUUUGACUAAAAAUCAUACAUUCAGAAUAUCAAUAACGAGAAUUCCGCGUCAUUUUAUCUUAGAGUUUGAAAAAGAACUCAUUGAUAAGAAUAUUAAUACAUAUAAAUUUACUGUUUCACAUGAAAAUUUUAUGAGGACAUACGACAGCAAAGAUUGUUUGGGAAAUUAUAAAGGAAUACAAUUACCAAGUGGCUUAAUUGAUGCAUCAACGGUAGCUUAUGAUUUUCCAUUUGCUUUUUCAAAUCCUCAUUUAUAUGGUUUUAAUGGCGAAUGGGAAACAAAUAUAGAGGGCUUAUCACCAAAUAAAGAAGAACAUGAAUCAUAUUUAAUAAUGGAACCUUUAAGUGGUGUUCCACUACGAGGGCAAUUUGGUCUACAGAGUAAUAGUUUCUUUGGCGAUUUAAGUAGUUUACCUAAACUUAAAGCUUUUAGUAAUAAAAUUGUGCCAAUGUUUUGGCUUCAAAUGAAAUCCGACGAUUUUGGUUACACAACAUUAAUAUAUUAUUGUUUAUAUUGGCUUCCUGUUCUACAAGUCAUUGUUGCCGUAAUAUGCCUUCUUUUAGGUGUAUUCUGCUUUUAUUUAGCUAUCAAGAAAUUAAUGAUAUUACAGAAGAACGAUAUGAAAUUUAAUCAAGAAACAGUAAAAAGGAAAACAGAAGUCAUAGAAUAUGAUUAUUAAGAGGGAUCGUGUAAUUAUCAUAUAUUCAAAUGUAUGGGAUCUAAAAAGAAUGCAAAGUUUCAAUAAGAUUUUGAUUAUAAAUUGUUCGUAUUUUUAUCAAAGAGGAAAAUUAUUCUCUGUUUUAGGCGUAACAAUUACGCUUAUGCUGUUUUUGCUUUAGCUUUAAAAAGAGCAUUUGAUAUUUUUUAAAACAUAUUUUUAAGUAUCUAUAUAUUAUAUAAUUAAGAAAAUUUAAUAACUUCUUAUGAAAAUUUUCAAAAAAUUUUUAUUCCUUAGUCAGACUAAAUACGUACCUAAGUAAAUACGUCUAUUAAUUUGUAAAGCUACAUAUUGCAAUAAUUAAUUUUUAUGUGACUAGGUUUAUUAAAAAGUUUUUAUGAUUUUUCCUUUAAAUACGCUUGCCUGUGUCUAAUAUCAAAAUGACUACUUUUUAAAAAACCUGAAUGAAGUUAAAUUUCCUCGUAUUCCGUAAUGAAAGUGAUUUCUAUCCGAACAUAGAAAUUUCGGCUUUAUCUGAAUCCAAUAAUUUACCUCUCAGGUUGAAUUAGAUUUAAAAACCAUAUUAUUGCGAUAUCUAACUCAAAUAUAUUUAGAAAGGGUGAUAAUAUGUUAACAUAAUUUUAUUGGUUAGUAAUUUGAUAAAUUUAAUUCGGUUUUAUUUACCUUUAAGCACUCAUAUUUAAAGAUUUAA
Messenger RNA from Condylostylus longicornis, 2408 nucleotides. Its product is annotated as lysosome membrane protein 2-like. The record is from RefSeq and is a predicted model, not a curated record. NCBI's taxonomy places the organism in Eukaryota, Metazoa, Arthropoda, Insecta, Diptera, Dolichopodidae. Bases 167 to 1717 code for a protein of 516 amino acids. Gene Ontology annotation, molecular function: scavenger receptor activity. Gene Ontology annotation, cellular component: membrane; cytoplasm. The transcript has 5 exons.